Cladocopium goreaui is the source of this 1258-nucleotide messenger RNA. The record is from the annotation of a GenBank genome assembly. Lineage: Eukaryota; Dinophyceae; Suessiales; Symbiodiniaceae.
AUGAAGGAACCAGACGCUAUGGCGGGGUCUCAAGCCCUGAUCAAAGAUCGAGGAUCGGGGUGCAAUAGCCCUGAGAAAGCGGAAGUUUGGGGAGGCGACCAGACUAAGACAGUCCCCUAUAAGGGUCGGACGGCAUUGGCCACCCAGGGACGAGAGGAGCAGAAGCCUUCCAGCUGGAGUACGGCACCAGCUUGCCGAACCUAUGAUGCUCCGGCGCAAUCAUUGCAUGUGAAAGCUGCGGCAGCGGAGACGGCGACAGGGUCAAAUGACCAUGGCACAGGCCGUGCGGCGCUGGGCGAAGACUCAGUGAGCAACCUCCGAGAGAGCAAAAAAGGCGCGACGGUCUUGCUGGACCACAACCCUGAGUUAAAAGAGUUUGAGGUUUUUUGGUGUUUGUCGGUUUGUUUGAGUUUGAACUCCCUUUGGGGAAGUGGCCUAUAUUUUGAAGGGCAGCCAAGCGAAGGGCAGUGCGCGUGCCUGGAUUCAAUUCUCAAAGACGUCAAGCGUAUUGCUGGCAUACACCAAGCAGUAGAGGAUGUUGAUUGGAGUAAUUUUUUCAAUGUUCGGGCAAUCGAUUACAAGGGUGACGAAGUGAAAGUUGCGAAAUGGUUCAGAUGGGAAAACAUUGGGGCAGCACUGCCCGCGGAGGUGGGUGUUGUUCCUCCGGAAGAGAUUUGCUCUUUGGGUUGUAGGGACUACGUCUUGAAUUUCGACAAUUAUUUGAAGCCGCAAGAGGAGUGGCCGGAGCUGACCUGCCCUCGAGUUAUGGGGCGGUGGGUAUACCUGGCCAGCAGGGUUUUGCCAAUGGGUUUCUUAAACUCGGUUAGCCUGGCUCAACACGUCCAUCGCAACCUGGUGAAAUGGAGUGCUUUGGAUAGAGAGUCCAGUGCAAGCGGGGCCAAUGUCCCUGAAGCUGAGUUGCGGAAAGACCGGGAGUUCUCUGAGCAUGGCACCAAUUGGCGGGUCUAUCUCGACAACUAUGACCUCCUGGAGAAGGUCGUGGAUUCCGAUGUAGUGACCCUGGAAGGCACCCGUGCCGCGGGGAUCCUCGCAUUGAGGCAUGAAUAUGAGAAGUGGGGGGUUCCCCGCAAUCUGAAGAAGUCAGUGGAAAGGUCUCGCAGAUGUGAGCUGCAAGGGGCCACGAUCGACGGACAGGAGGGGGUGGCUUUCCCACGGGAAGCCAAAUUGGUGAAGUAUUUCAGCAUGGCUCUUGACCUAUGCCAACAGGUGAAGGCAACCCAGAAGCAGUGGCACUGUG